Caenorhabditis briggsae is the source of this 252-nucleotide messenger RNA. The coding region runs from base 1 to 252 and encodes 83 amino acids. The transcript is spliced from 2 exons. The record is from RefSeq and is a predicted model, not a curated record. NCBI's taxonomy places the organism in Eukaryota, Metazoa, Nematoda, Chromadorea, Rhabditida, Rhabditidae.
AUGUUAGCUGAAUCAAUUGAAGAUUUCGGAGCAAAAAUGAUUGAGAUAAAGGCAAAACCUGUUCAAGAGGCAGCCUCUUCGAUGAGCAAUAAAUGCGCACGACGUUGGGGUUACGUUAGCUCUGCCUGGCUGCUGAAACAAAAUAACACCGGAGCGGAAGUUUUGAUCACACUCGGAAGUUGUCCACUGACCAGAAAGCGUAAGGAUUUUCACAUGAAAGAGAAAUUUGAAAUUGUACCGGAAAAUCUUUGA